Molecule: messenger RNA, 1584 nt
Organism: Punica granatum (pomegranate)
Lineage: Eukaryota; Viridiplantae; Streptophyta; Magnoliopsida; Myrtales; Lythraceae
Source: RefSeq, a predicted model, not a curated record
UAUCAAAAGAAAAAAAGAAAAGAAAAGAGAGAUUCUUUACAUGUCUCACUCCCUUUUGCAUUUCAAAUAUUCCCUCCUCCUCCUUGCUCAUAUACAUGCCAGCUAUAGAUUCUUCUCCCUUGCUCUCCCCUCCAUUCCCCAUCUCUCUCUCUCUCUCUCUCUCUCUCUCUCUCUCUCUCUCUCUCUCUCUCUCUCUCUCUCUCAAAGUUCGUAACUUUGUUUAGCAUUUGGCACCGCCCUCAUGGUUCCGGAGCUCGAGGUAACAAGCCUCGUGUUACCGAGAUUCACGUCCGGAUGGACUGCAAUGGUUGUGUGCAGAAGAUCAAGAAGGCACUCCAUGGCAUUAAUGGAAUAUAUGAUCUCUACAUUGAUUUUCCAAACCAGAAACUGACGAUUGUGGGUUGGGCGGACCCUGAUAAAAUUGUCAAGGCCAUCAAGAAGACUAGGAAAAAUGCCAUCAUAUGCUCCCACACUGAACCGCCCGACCCAGCCGCUCAGCCGCCAGAACAACCACCUGAAGGUGGUGCACCACCUGCAGACGCCGCCAAUACUCCACCACAGGACGCCCCACCAGCUGAGCCACCCAGUGACGCCCCGCAUCCUGACAACCAGCCCCCAGCACCCCAGAAUCCUACACAACCAGAACCCGACAAGAAGGAAGGGCAGCUCUCGCAGGAUGGCCAGCCGCCGCCGCCGCCACCACCAGCAGGGCAGUCGCCCACUGGACCAAAGGACGUCGGAGAAGUUCAUGUUGUAUACCACCACCCCCUGCCACCGGACUAUGGCUACAGAUAUGGGUAUGGUCGUAAUUUCGGCAGUGACCGUUGGUAUGGUAAUUAUCCAAGGGGACACGAAAUUCACCAAGAAUUACCACCGACGGUACAUCCGCUGACACCAACACAAUCGCAUCCGCAUCCACCUUCCCGGACGCCAUCGCAGUCAACCCCACCUUUGCAGCCACCUCCUCCCCAGCCACAGCCGACUCCUCCCCAGCCGCAGCCAAUCUAUGUGACGCACAGCUACAACACGCACAAGCCCUCGCCUUACGUGACUGAAUACCACGACUACGUACAGCCACCACCCCCGCAACCGCAGUAUAGAUACUACUACGGUCCCACUAGACACGAUCAGUUCCCCGAGGACUAUUACAACUAUCCUUACCAGUACCAGGGCAGCAGCAGCAGCGGAUCGAGCAACGGAAACAUCGCGUCGUUCUUCAGCGACGAAAACCCGAAUGCGUGUAGAAUCAUGUGAUCAUACAGGAGAGAAAUGUGAGAGAAUUAGAAAAAGUUUAAGGGAAAAUAAAUUAUUAAUCUUUAUUAAUUUGUGAUGGGGAUUGCAUUGAUGAUGGGGGAAGGAAUGAGAUUCUGAUGAGCUUGUAAGGGAAGGGAGGAAUCAAGUUGACCCGGAAUGUCUAUUCCGAGGGAAAAAGAAAGAAAGAGAGCGAGAAUGAGAGAUUAUCACUACGUGCUGUUGCCCUGUUUUGUUUGUGUUGGGAAAGAAUCACACGUAAAGCUCUUUUUGUUCUGCAGGCAUAUAUGCUCCUUUAAUCCAUUCAUUAGUCUCCUCCUUUUUGAAUUUAUA